Molecule: messenger RNA, 390 nt
Organism: Cylicocyclus nassatus
Lineage: Eukaryota; Metazoa; Nematoda; Chromadorea; Rhabditida; Strongylidae
Source: the annotation of a GenBank genome assembly
AUGAUGCACGGCCAGUUGCUGUUCUGCUUUCUUCUUACAAUUCUGGCAUGUGCUGCAGAGGAAGAUGACAGCGAUAGUGGGAUCUCCGACGUAGACUAUAAUGGAAGCCAUGAAAGAGAAAGCGACGAUGGAGGUUCGGGAGAUGAAGAAGGCGACGGUGGAAGUCCUAGAGUUGAAGAAGCCGUUGCGUUGAGCGGUGAGAACGGUGGAGACUUCAAUGGUACUUAUUUCAAAGAACUUUUCGCUAAUAACAGUGAGUGGUCACCAGAAGAGUGCAGAGAGCAGUAUUGCGUGAAUGCCGGCAAGAUCGAUCAUUGGGAUAGGAAGUAUGGUAAUUGUAUGAAGUACUGUUUGGAAGUCAGACCAAAAGUCGAACUCUUUUCAUUUUAA